This is a messenger RNA of Xiphophorus couchianus (Monterrey platyfish), 5736 nucleotides long. RefSeq names its product seizure related 6 homolog (mouse)-like (gene sez6l). NCBI's taxonomy places the organism in Eukaryota, Metazoa, Chordata, Actinopteri, Cyprinodontiformes, Poeciliidae. The transcript has 17 exons. Gene Ontology annotation, cellular component: endoplasmic reticulum; neuronal cell body. The coding region runs from base 329 to 3127 and encodes 932 amino acids. The record is from RefSeq and is a predicted model, not a curated record. Gene Ontology annotation, biological process: synapse maturation; regulation of protein kinase C signaling.
UCAUUAGGGUCACAUUGUGUGUGACUGUCAGUGUGUGAGAGAGAAAGAGGGAGAGGGGUGAGCGGUAGGGAGAGAGGGAGGCUGCUUGUGACUGAGAAUGUGAGAGAGGACAACAGAGGAGGACGGAUCGGUGGCAGAAAGCAGGAGGCGCUGCUUGCAGUCAGGAGGAUGCUCCUCUGACAUGCGGACCUUCUCUGACGCCACCGGCUCUACCUGACCGCCGACCAGCCGCUCACACACCGGGGAGCUCGUGGUUUUAUUUUCCCUUCUCCACAGUCUCUCCGCGCCGCCGCCGUCUCUCUCUUCCCCCGGACCGGCUUCUGUCGCCAUGCCGCCGGCUGCCCGCUCGGUCCGACUCCGCGGCACCUUGCCUGCGGUGCUGUGGGUCUGGCUGCUGUGGAGCAGCGUCUCAGCAGGAAAUAAAGAAGUCCCCACAGUCCCCCUCUCAAUUCAGUCUCCAGUGUUGACAACAGCCGGCACAAGGGAAGACGGAUCUAAAGGUAAAACUUCCAGCCUCGCAGCAGAAGGUUUCCUGCACUCUGUGCUGGCCCAAAGAGGACGCCUCGUCUCCAAGAAAGGGGAGGUCGUCCCCUCUCCACUGCCCCAGAAUCUGCUUCCUCUCCUGGGCAGAGGACUCAGUGUCAACUCCUUCCAUGGAAGCAACCCCCAGGAGCAUCAAAGCGAGGGAUUACCGACGAGGGAGAAGUCCUCAGCGUCAGCUGCGGCGUCGAGCCAGGGCAGCCGUCCAAGCCAACCGCCGUCCACAGACACACAGUCUCAGCUGCCUCACACAAGGACACACACACCUGAGCCAGAGGCGGAAAUAACCACUGUACCAGACGUGGACACUGAAAUGCCUUUAUCAGCUGCAUCCAGCUGCAUGGUGAAUUUCUCCGACCCAGAGGGAUACAUAGACUCCUCUGACAACCCGCCUCUGCCCGACGGCCUCUUCCUGCACUGCACCUACACCGUGACCGUGUACACUGGCUACGGCGUGGAACUGCAGGUGAAGAACGUGAACCUGUCGGACAGCGAGCAGCUGUCCAUCAGGGGCGUAGACGAUCAAGGCGCCACACUGGUUCUGGCCAACCACACGCUGCUGGUGGAAGGUCAGGUGAUCCGCAGUCCCACCAACUCUCUGUCUGUCUACUACCGCUCGGCACCAGAGGGGAGCCUGGGCCUCUUCCAGCUGCACUACCAGAUCUUCAGGCUGAGUUGCUCACUUCCAAAGAGACCUCACUUCGGGGAGGUGUCGGUGUUGGACCUGCUCCCUGGAGGCGUAGCCAGCUUUCACUGCCACAUGGGUUAUCACCUGCAGGGGGAGCCGCAGCUCACCUGCAUUAACGCCUCGCUGCCGGUCUGGAGCGGCAAGGAGCCGACCUGCAGGGCUCUUUGUGGAGGGACGGUGAAGAAUGCCACAGUGGGGCGGGUGCUGUCGCCGUCCCCCCACCAUGGACCAAAUGCUACUUUGGACCGUUCUUGCUCCUGGUCCCUGGAGGCACCAAAAGACCAAAGACUACAUCUGCACCUGGAGAGGCUGGCCCUGGGGCCGACCGACAGGCUGGUGUUGUGGAGCGGCCUGGACGCCGGCUCCGUGGUGCUGUUCGAUUCAGGGCGGGGUGGGCAGAUACCCUUUGAGGGGGUGAUCAGCGAAGGUCCGGCUGUGAGGGUCCAGUUCAUCACCGAUCAGCCCAACCAUGAGACCGGGUUUAACAUCCGCUAUGAAGCUUUUGAGCGUGGCCACUGCUACGAGCCUUACCUCCAGAAUGGAAACUUCACCACAUCGGACCCCUUGUACGGCGUGGGAACGGUGGUUCAGUUCACUUGUGACCCCGGUCACUCUUUAGAGCAGGGCCCUCCGGUGAUCGAGUGCAUAAGCGCCAGGGACCCGUACUGGAACGACACGGAGCCGCUCUGCAAAGCCCAGUGCGGCGGGGACCUGACAGGUCCGGGCGGAGUGAUCCUGUCCCCAAACUGGCCGGAGUGGUAUGGAGAAGGAGAGGACUGCAGCUGGAGGAUACACGUCGGCGAAGACAAACGAGUGCUGCUUGAUGUCCAGCUACUAAACAUCAGCGACAGCGACAUGCUGACCUUCACGGACGGCGAUGAGGUCACGACCCGGAUCCUGGGGCGCUACGUUGGAGGCAGCAGCCCCUUCAAGCUCUCGUCCAGCACGCCGGACCUGACCGUCACCUUCCACUCUGACCCUGCCGGCCUUGUCUUCGGGAAGGGGGAGGGGUUCAUCAUCAAUUACAUCGAGGUUUCCCGGAACGACUCCUGUCCCGACCUCCCUGAGAUCCAGAACGGCUGGAAGACGACGUCGCACGUGGCGCUGGUGCGAGGAGCUCGGAUCACCUACCAGUGUGACCCCGGGUACGACCUGGUGGGACGGGAGACCCUCACCUGCCAGCUGGACCUCUCCUGGAGCUCUCAGCCCCCCUUCUGCGAAAAGAUCAUGUACUGCUCCGACCCGGGACACGUGGAGCACUCCACCAGAACCCUGUCCGAUCCCAAACUGCUGGUCGGCACCACCAUUCAGUACAGCUGCAGCCCCGGUUUCGUCAUGCAGGGCGGCGCCACCAUCACCUGCUACGGCCGCGAGCCGGGGACGCCCGUGUGGACGUCUCGACUCCCUCACUGCGUGUCUGAGGAUUCCGUUUCCUGUGAGAACCCCGGUCUCCCUGACAACGGCUACCAAAUCCUGUCCAAGAGGUUGUACUUGCCCGGCGAGUCACUCACGUUCGUCUGUUACCAAGGUUAUGAGCUCAUAGGAGAGGUGGCCAUUAAGUGCAUAAUCGGGAACCCUUCGUUUUGGAGCGGCCCUCUUCCACUCUGCCAGGCUAACCGUGACUGCUUUGGCAACCAUGCUUUGGAAGUUGCAGAGGCGACGGCAGGCUCCCCUCUGGAUGGAGGAAACGUAGCGCUAGCCAUCUUCAUCCUGGUUCUGCUGCUGUCUGUGCUGCUCGGAGGCGCCUACGUCUACGUCACGAGGUGCAGAUAUCACACCAACCUAAGGUUGCCACUGAUCUACCCUCACCCUUACCGACAGAUCACUGUGGAGACAGAGUUUGACAACCCGCUUUAUGAGACAGGAGGAGACACUCGUGAAUAUGAAGUAUCAAUAUGAGACAUUUCUAAAGACACUUCUGAAGCAACCACCCGGCGCUGACACCUCAUCAUCCCUCCCUGACCCUUUCUACCCAGGAGGAGGCCAUGUAAAUACAAAUAAUGAUGUCCAGCCCCUCUCUGUUACAAGACAGUCACUCAUCUCCCCCUCCCCCUCCCUUAGAUGUGAUAGCUUUUGUAGACAUAAUGGGAAACUGAAGAGGAACCUGUGAAGCAAAGAGAUAUUAACACGAGUCAGUGACACAUCGGCGGGAGGCGAUAUGGACUGUAGUAAAGGAAGACGUCGGGGACAGGACGCCGCGGGAGGAAUUAGAGGGUCAAAACAUGUUCUUUUUGGGAGAAACUAGAUUUCUAAUAAUUUUUCCUUUCAUUUGUAACACAGCUGCUGUCGGACCUUUUUUCUGUAGAAGCCAAGUUAAUGUAUUUUGUAGUUACCUUUGUCACUGGAAGAGUUUGGCAUUUCUGUGCUAAAUUUAAAACGUUUACAUGCAGGAAAUCAACAGAAAACAAUCAUAAUUUAUUUCACAUUCAAAAUCUAGGUGAGAAAUUUAUUUAUUUAUUUUUUUUUGGAAAGACCAAAUUGAAAUGUAAAUAUUGCAAGCUAGUUGAGCGACAUAAAAUGCCGCUGCAGUCUAUUGCGUCAUACCUAUCAGACUAUAGGGGGCUCUGCUGUGCUGUCAGAUGUAAAUAAUAGAUUUAAAGGCGCAGUACUAUGUAAAAUCUACUUUUUUUAGCUUUACAUCAUGUCAUAAUGUUAUUCCCUCAUCAGAACCAUACCUGGAGUGCUGCUUUGAUUCUGCAUGUUUGAGAAAUCCUUUAAUCUCCCAUGGCAACCAUUCAGCUGUGCAAAGCUAUGCUUUACUUAUACUGAAUCAGCUGAAGGGACAAAACUGAUACAAGUAAUACAUGUUUAAGGCACUUUGUUUUAUUGUCAGUCAAUUUCUUUUGGAUUGUUUCAAAAUGGAGAAAUUAACUAAAUCCCAUUCCUGUGGAAAAAGUUAUUUUUGAAUAACAUUGCCAAAAAAUGUCCCACACCAAUAUACACCAAAAAAAUAAGGCAAAUAUAAACAAAUUAAAUAAGAUUUUACAAUGGUAUGAAAAAAUACUUUCCCCCCCUUAGAUUUCUUUUUUCACACGGAAAGAAAAUGUCCUGCCAUCAAUUAAUAACCUCAAGGGCAAAUCACUGCAGGUCAUCUUCUGCAUGAGCCACUUACCUGAAUGAAUCAUCAUCAGUGAAUAAUGGCCUAAGUAGCACUAGUCACUGCUACAAGAUUAGCAUAGCAUUUACAGGCUGUAGCAGGGGAGCGUACAUGAUGCGUCUCAUGUCUGAAAAUGUGUGCAACCUGCUUUAUCUACAGCUCACAUUCCAGUAGAUGGUCAGGGAAGUGAUACUAGUUGUUUUUUUUAUCAAAGCUGCAGUAGGUAACUUUUAUAAAAACCAAUGUUUUGUGCAGAUUUCUUAAACUAUGUCAGGACAGUAUAACAGACAUAUAAACUGUGGAAAAAAUGAGCUUCUUUGUCUCAAAAAUCCCCAGAUCAGAAGCAACCAAUCAGAGCCAGGGGGAGGGUCUUAGCGCUGUCAAUCAACCACAUAUAUCAAUAUGCUAAUGGCGGAGGAACAAUUUACCUUUCCAGGAAAACUGUUUAUCCGUUGUCAUCGGUGGUCCUGCUAACUACCGUUAACAUUCAUGACAGGCUCCUUUGCACAGAAGAAGCAGCGGGGCAGCAGUGGGUGAGGGUGCAAGCAACACAUACAUGAGCAUGAUUGACAAUGCUAAGACCCUCCUCCUAUCUCUGAUUGGUUGUUUCUGACUGAGCGACAUAUUUGUUCAGAGGGCAGGAGGAACACAGAAAGGAGGCAGAGGUGGUGGAUUUUUUUUCACAGAAAAUUUGUCUCGUAUUGUCACGACGUGGUAACAGCUUUAACAAAUACAUAAAAUAUAUGCAUAUUUUAUAAAAGCCACAUACUGCAGUGAAUUUGUGAAACAGAAAACAGACAAACAAUAGUGUGCUUGGGUUACUAAAGUCCAGAAAGAAAACAAACAAGUAAAAACUCCUGUCCAUCUGAUUGCACUGGAACUUUAACACAUUCACAUUUGAACAUGGGCCACUCCUUCAAUUACUUCAUUUAUUCAGGUGCUGCUAACGCUAAGGGGGAAUUUCUCUGUCCACAUUGGUGAGUCAUGUUCUCUUCCCAAAAGCUGACAAUACUAAGAAGGAAAAUGUAGCGUCUUUCAUUUUUUAAUCCAGUCGGCCUAACACAGAAAGCCUCCUGUCCCCAGGUGUCCACUGAGGGCCAACGCAAAACUCUUGUCUUCUUCCGUUCGCAUGCAGCUGGAUUAACAGACACGUCAGGAGAGGCUGGUGGUUAGAGAGAGAGAUCAAGUCCAGGCUUCACUGCGAGAUGUGAAAUGCGUAGCUGUAGUUAACUGAUCAGUAUUAAAGUGCAAAUCAAGCGAUCCCAGAAGAAGACGUAUUUAUUUUGAUGUACUGUAAAUGUGACGUUUUAUGCAGAAAAAUAAAUGUACAUUUUCAUUAUGACUGGACAAAUAUGAUCAGUUUACUUAAAUAAGAAGUAAAACUUGAAUUAAAAAAAAGUGUGAAAAAGUU